AUGCGAAGGUUUGUGGAGCAGAGCGUCAUCACGUCUCUCGUGCCGAGACUCAAGCGCAGCUUGAUCAAAGAACCACCUUUGCGCCAUAAUGCACCCUUUGUGCGCGCGAGCGUGGCCGCUGUAUUUCGAUGGAAAGAAACAGAGCAACAGUCGCUCGAAUUGCUAUUUGUACGUCGUAGCGUAAAUAAAAACGAUAUUUGGAGCGGUCAGAUCGCAUUUCCAGGCGGACGACGACAAAAGAAGACACAAAUGGACUUGAAAUUGCCAGAUAGCGUCUCAGAUGAGAGGACAGACGACUGGGAGUCGCUUCGUGAGACGGCACAGCGCGAGACUUUUGAGGAAGUUGGACUGGAUUUGACGACAAAGCACGUGCACUGGAUCGGUAACUUGUCACCGAUUGAAUCGCAACUAAUACCGUUAAGUGUCAGCACGCAAGUCUACUUUAUUGAUACAGCAGCUGACGAACACAAUUACAAGCCAAAAGUGCAGACAUCGGAGAUUGCCGACGUCUUUUGGGUUGAUGUGCAAGAGUUGUACAACCCUCAGCGGUAUAAUGUACUCUCGUACCCAAUAGAAGACGCUCUACUCUCUCUUCGCCUACAUCCGCGGGUUCUAGCUAUGAUCAAGAAAGUUCUCGGUAACAUGUUGUUCGACUGUAUCUAUUUGCCACGACCAAAUCGUUCACCACCUGAUGAAGAGUGUCUUCCUCGAGAUAUGCACGAUUUCGUGCUGUGGGGAUUAACACUACGCGCUGUGGUGAUGAUCUGUGCUGCUGCGGACGCCCCUCUCCCCAUACGUUUAAAACCACGUCAUUUUGACUCAAAGCUCAUUGGAGACGUUGUGCUGUAUUGUCUGCAGUAUUCAGACAAGAUCAUUGCAGGCACAGCUACUCUCUCAAUUCUUUUUAUGUUCGGUCUCGUGUACAGCAACUUGUAA
This is a messenger RNA of Plasmopara halstedii, 936 nucleotides long. Its product is annotated as nudix hydrolase. Bases 1 to 936 code for a protein of 311 amino acids. Gene Ontology annotation, molecular function: coenzyme A diphosphatase activity. The transcript has 4 exons. The record is from RefSeq and is a predicted model, not a curated record. Lineage: Eukaryota; Oomycota; Peronosporomycetes; Peronosporales; Peronosporaceae.